Messenger RNA from Fopius arisanus, 1699 nucleotides. The record is from RefSeq and is a predicted model, not a curated record. Lineage: Eukaryota; Metazoa; Arthropoda; Insecta; Hymenoptera; Braconidae.
AAUUGAAUGCAAUAGGCAAGACUUGACCAGUGGGGACCAGAACUCACCAGACCUUCGAGCUGUGCAGUACUAUAAUUUAUAAUUACCAAUUGAUUUGAGUAUGACGAGUACCGACAGGAGUUUGUUAGCUUCAGUGAGUUCAAAAUUUACUGAAGAAACACUGAGAAAUGUUCUGAUCAAGCUGACAGGUGAUGAUGGUGCUGUUGUGACAUCUUGGAAUGUUGAAGCUGCUGCUGGAAAGGGUGACAAUUAUCUGUCAGUUGUCAGUCGUGUGACAAUUGAUGGAUUGGUACAGGGAAAAUCAUCACGGAAUACUGUUAUCGUCAAGGCCAUUCCAACUAAUAAAACGAGAAAUACUAUCUUCAGGAGUAAAGACUUCUUUAAAAAUGAAACUGCAUUUUAUACUAAGGUGAUCGCUCUUUUUGAAGAGUUCUUGACGAAGAAAGGAAAACUAGAACUUCUCAACGUUCCUAGGUGCCUGGGAUAUUUGGAGGAUGGAGAGAACGAUUUUAUUGUCCUCGAGGAUGCAAAGGCCAAAGGAUUCUCCGGAAUUGACAGACUGAAGGCCUGGAAAUAUGAAGAUUGCAAGGUGAUCUUCAAAGCUUUUGCUCAAUAUCAUGGAAUUUCUCUGGCUGUUUUGCAACAGCAACCCCAGGAAUUGCUCGAAGCUACCAAAUAUCUCUCAGAGCCAUUGUUCACGGAAAAAUUCUGGGAUUGGUACGGCAGAUAUUAUACACUGAGUAUUAAUGCAGCUCAAGAUGCAAUGGCAAAAGAAUAUCCAGGAACUCCCCAGGAGGAAAAAUUCCGAACAAUGACGUCUCGCAAGUUGUUUAGCAAGUGCGUUGAGUUAUUGAAUGAGAGGAAUAAAUCAGUAUUUGUGGUGAAUCAUGGGGAUUCGUGGGCAACGAAUUUCAUGACUCGAAUUCUUCCUAAUGGCGACCACGAUGCCAUAAUCUUUGAUUUUCAACUUGCCAGAUGUGCAAGUCCCGUUCACGAUCUCGCGUACUUUGUUUAUACUGUCACCGAUAAAGAGACAAGGGAUAAAUAUUUCCUGAAUCUACUUAAGUAUUAUCAUAAUGAAAUGAAACAAAUCAUGGCUGAGCUGGGCUCCAAUAUCGAUGACAUCUACCCUUUGAGUUUGUUCAUGGAAGAGGUGAAAGAACAAUUUGUCUUCGGUUUUGCCUUUGGCCUGGAGACUCUCCCCAUGUCGAUGCUCUCAGCGGAUGAAUCAUUCGAUUUAGAUGACACAAAUGGUGAAGUCUUGAAUAUAGCAGACAUCUGGACCCUCAAACCCACCAAUAACAAAGUCAAUCGACUCCGUCUUGCCGAUGUUGUUAAACAUGGAAUCGAUCACGGAUUUCUGUAAAGACCGGAGACAAAAGGAAUUAUUCUAUAUCCCUAUAAUAUCUUAGCGAAUUGAUCUGCCGAUAGAAAAACCCCGGAAAUCUCAUUAUUAUGUAAUUAUCCGUACAAAAGACUUGGAUUACACGAUGGAAAUAUUUUCCCAUUGUAAUUACCGAGAGAAGUACAUGAAUUAAAUUGCACAGCAUUUUUAAUACUAUUUUAAUUUCAAUCCGACUUUAAUAAAAGUCUCGAGUUCAUGUUAGAAAUCCAAGAAAGCUGUAUAUUUAUUCGAAAAAUUCUUAUUGUAUAAUAAAGUUGAAUAAAAAAGGCUUAUGUGCAGCAUAUCCAAGAACAA